AUGUCGGCCCAGGAAUUCGACUCGAAAUCAGUCUUACAGCUCGACUCGUGGCUCGAGCCGUUUCUGCCUGCUAUCGACCACAGGUACCAGACAUUCAAGAAAUGGCGGGAUGCCAUCCACCUCCACGAGGGUGGCUACGACGCGUUCACAAAGGGCUACCACAAACUCGGCCUCGUUCCCAACGACGCAGGCGAGGUUGUCUAUAGGGAGUGGGCCCCCAACGCGAUCGAGGCAUAUUUGAUUGGAGACUUCAAUGAUUGGAACAGGACCUCACACCCGUUGAAAAAGAACGAGUUUGGUGUCUGGGAGAUCACCAUCCCCCCCAAGUCACCCGGAGUAUGCGCGAUCCCCCACGAUUCAAAGAUCAAGAUUUCCAUGAUCCUCCCAUCUCGCGAGCGCAUCGAGCGUCUCCCUGCUUGGAUCAAACGCGUCACUCAAGAUCUUGCCGUCUCCCCCGUGUACGACGCUCGCUUUUGGAACCCGCCUGCGGAGGAGAAAUAUGUCUUCAAGAACAAAGCCCCCCCUCAACCUCAGAGCGUCAGGAUUUACGAGGCUCACGUCGGCAUCUCUUCCGCCGAACCGAGGGUCGCCACCUACAAGGAGUUUACUCAGAAUGUCCUGCCGAGAAUUCACUCUCUGGGAUACAACACCAUUCAGCUCAUGGCGGUCAUGGAACAUGCCUACUAUGCCUCGUUUGGGUACCAAGUCACCAGCCUGUUCGCAGCGAGCUCUCGCUUCGGAACUCCGGAAGAGCUGAAAGAACUCAUUGACGUCGCGCACGGCAUGGGCAUCACCGUCUUGCUCGACAUCGUCCACUCCCACGCAUGCAAGAACGUGCUCGAUGGGUUGAAUCUCUUCGACGGCACGGACCACCUCUACUUUCACGAGGGUAGCAAGGGCAGGCACGAGCUGUGGGACAGCCGUCUCUUCAACUACGGGUCACACGAGGUGCUCCGGUUCCUGCUCAGCAACCUUCGUUUCUGGGUCGAGGAGUACAAAUUCGAUGGCUUCCGCUUCGACGGUGUCACUAGCAUGAUGUAUCUGCACCACGGCAUCGGCACGGGGUUCUCUGGAGGCUAUCAUGAAUAUUUCGGGCCAGGUGUCGACGAGGAGGCCGUCGUCUAUCUUAUGCUGGCUAACGAUGCCAUGCACUCUCUCUUCCCCUCGAUCAUCACCAUCGCCGAAGAUGUGUCGGGCAUGCCGCUGCUCUGUAUCCCCGUCUCGAAGGGUGGUAUCGGCUUCGACUAUCGCCUCUCGAUGGCGGUGCCGGACAUGUGGAUCAAGCUGCUGAAGCAUAAGUCUGACGGCGAGUGGGAGAUGGGCAACAUCGUGCAUACACUCGUAAACAGGCGCCACCUCGAGAAGAGCGUCGCAUAUGCGGAGAGCCACGACCAGGCGCUCGUGGGUGACAAGACGCUGGCGUUCUGGCUGAUGGAUAAGGAGAUGUAUACGAACAUGUCGGAUUUGAGCGAGAUGACGCCGGUCAUUGCACGCGGGUUGGCUCUGCAUAAGAUGAUUCGGCUCCUCGUUCACUCUCUCGGUGGCGAGGGAUAUUUGAACUUUGAGGGUAACGAGUUCGGCCACCCCGAGUGGCUCGACUUUCCGCGUGAGGGGAACGGUAAUUCCUUCCACUACGCGCGGCGCCAGUGGAACGUGGUCGACGAACCGCUCCUCCGAUACAGAUACCUAAACGCGUUCGACGCCGCGAUGAAUCACCUCGAGGCGCGCUACGGCUGGCUCGCUGCGCCGCAGGCAUACGUCUCGCUCAAGCACGAGGGGGACAAGGUCAUCGUGUUCGAGCGCGCCGGUCUGCUCUUUGUGUUUAACUUCCACCCAACGGAGUCGUUCACGGACUAUCGCGUUGGUGUCGAGGAGCCUGGGGAGUACAGCGUCGCCCUCACGAGCGACGAGAAGAAGUUCGGCGGGUUUGAGAAUGUGGACCUUGGCUCGAAGUAUUUCACGACGCCGAUGGAAUGGAACGGGCGGAAGAAUUGGAUGCAGGUUUACAUCCCGAGCAGGACCUGCCUGGUUCUGGCAAAGAAUUGAUUGAAGCUGUGUCGUUAUGCCUUAUAUUGUGGACAUUAGUUAUGGAGCGAUACCUGGUUGUACGGUUGAGGCUGUCUUCGAUGAUGUCAGUUUGAAAUAGAUGUCAGGUCGGGGGGGAAUAAGUAUAGAAUCCAUGCGGC
Molecule: messenger RNA, 2186 nt
Organism: Heterobasidion irregulare TC 32-1
Lineage: Eukaryota; Fungi; Basidiomycota; Agaricomycetes; Russulales; Bondarzewiaceae
Product: glycoside hydrolase family 13 protein
Exons: 9
Coding region: 1-2046 (681 amino acids)
Biological process (GO): glycogen biosynthetic process
Cellular component (GO): cytoplasm
Molecular function (GO): 1,4-alpha-glucan branching enzyme activity; cation binding; hydrolase activity, hydrolyzing O-glycosyl compounds
Source: RefSeq, a predicted model, not a curated record